AUGCGCAACUUGAUCUUUGCGCUCGUCCUCGCCUUUGCGCUGGCUGUGCCGGCCUCGGCGCAGUUUGGCGGCUUCUUCCAGCAGGCGUUCAACUUUGGCGGACACCAGCAGCAGCAGCAGCAGCAACAGCAAGGCGACCCGGCCGGCCGGAGGGAGCACAAGGGCUGGCACGAGAUGCACGAGGUCAGCUGGUGCGGCCCAUUACUCGCCCCCUCCCUCGUCCGAGUCUCCUCUACCGCGCCUACACGACGAGUACGAUCUAACGCCCAGUCCCCUGCCGCGCAGGCUACGUCUGCCCAGCCUCGCUCGUGUGCGUCCCCACCCCGGCAGACUGCCCAUGCCCAUACCCGUGAGCUGCUUCCUUUUUCCGGCGUCACCUCACUGACGCGCAACCCUUCGCCCCACAGCGAGGACACAAAGUGCGUGCUCCCCGACGACAGGCCGCGCGACGAGGGCGAGGGACCACCCUUUGUCUGCGUCCGCAGCGAGGUGGGGUGUGACGAGGUGGUCUUCUUCUCAAAGCCCAUCUGA
This is a messenger RNA of Apiotrichum porosum, 531 nucleotides long. It is a transcript of the gene LCL2, whose product is annotated as Long chronological lifespan protein 2. Lineage: Eukaryota; Fungi; Basidiomycota; Tremellomycetes; Trichosporonales; Trichosporonaceae. The transcript has 2 exons. Bases 1 to 531 code for a protein of 176 amino acids. The record is from RefSeq and is a predicted model, not a curated record.